AUGGCUUCCGCCAACCGAAAUCGGCGCCUCCAGAAAGAGAUCCAGGACAUCGCCAAAGACAGGCACUCCGGCAUCAGCAUCACCACGCCCACCGGCAGCUCCGACAUCAUCGACUUCACCCACUUCAAAGGCCAUUUCGACGGCCCACCAGACACCCCUUACGAAGGCGGUCACUACGAAGUCGACAUCAGGAUUGGUGGAGAGUACCCCUUCAAGCCACCGGAGAUGCGUUUCAUCACCAAAAUCUGGCAUCCCAACGUCUCGUCACAGACGGGAGCGAUUUGCCUCGACACCCUCGGGGCGCACUGGAGUCCCGUCUUGACGCUCAAAAGUGCCCUGAUCAGCCUUCAAUCCCUCCUCUCCUCCCCCGAGCCCAAGGACCCGCAAGACGCAGAAGUGGCAAGCAUGCUGAUCACACGCCCGGAGGAGUUUGAGCAUGUGGCAAGAGACUGGGCACAACGAUAUGCAGGCGCGCCAAAGCCUCCUCCCGGCAGCACAAAGACCGGGGCGUCAGGAUCGGGGGACUCGGGGGACGCGGCAGCGGUGAAAUCACAACGCAAGAUGGAAGACCGCGAAUCCAAGCGACGGGAGGAAUACCGGCGGCGGGAGGCGUAUCAGGGGUACAACAAGAACAUGAUCGAUCAAUUCGUGAGCAUGGGCUUUCAGGUCGAGCAAGUGGUCAGUGCUUUUGAGUAUGUGGGCAUCGACAAGGCGGACGGCGAGGAGUAUGAGCUGGAAGAGGAGUACAUUGGAGAUGUGACCGCACGGCUGUUUGGGGAGAUGUGA
Neohortaea acidophila is the source of this 786-nucleotide messenger RNA. Its product is annotated as ubiquitin-conjugating enzyme/RWD-like protein. Bases 1 to 786 code for a protein of 261 amino acids. Lineage: Eukaryota; Fungi; Ascomycota; Dothideomycetes; Mycosphaerellales; Teratosphaeriaceae. The transcript has a single exon. The record is from RefSeq and is a predicted model, not a curated record. Gene Ontology annotation, biological process: protein polyubiquitination; proteasome-mediated ubiquitin-dependent protein catabolic process. Gene Ontology annotation, cellular component: nucleus. Gene Ontology annotation, molecular function: ubiquitin conjugating enzyme activity; protein binding.